CCAUCAUCUGGCUAUGUUCUCCAUGCACCUCUCCAGCCUCUACUGAAGGUCAUUGUGCGAAGCUCUUCGUCCAGCGCUGCCGUCCGCUCCUUCAGCCACUUCACCUUUGUCACUUUUCUCUGAAAAGAGUGAGUGAAUGGACUGCCGUACUUUAUAGUGCUGCGUCAAAAGAGGCGGAGUAGAGGAGAAAAUUCAAUUUUUUGGGGACCGGCGUCGGGGGGGGUGGGAACGUGACGUCCUGAGGAGAGGAGGCCGGCCAUUGGCUGCGCCGACUGCCAGUCCUGCGUGCUGCUGCAGACGGACAGGCCACUCGAUGAAUAUGGAUGAGAGCAGUGAAAAGGGUGAUGCGGCAGGGAAGACCCCCCCCCCUUCAAACCGAUGCAGGCUUGAACAAUGCGUGCCGUCUUUCACUGAAAACACUCAGAGCCUGCAUUAGCAUUUUCUCAGACAAUUGAGGCUCGGGCCAGCUGCAGGCAUGGCUCGGAUGCUGCGGUGAAAUCUCUUUUUCUGCACCCCACUGAUGAAUAAGACCUCGGUGAAAAAAAAAAGGUCGACUGGCCGCAUUCCUCAACACUACCGUUGCACCUAUGCCUAGGCUAAUGUCAGGAGCCCCUUUAGAGAUUGCGCCCCGGCAUUGAUGGCGAUCUGACAGAGGACUUGAGAAGCAGCAGAUCUCAGAAUGGAGGAGGGUGAGUACUUCCUGAAGGUGCUGAUCCCCAGCUAUGCAGCCGGCUCUAUAAUUGGCAAGGGUGGCCAGACCAUCGUACAACUGCAGAAAGAGACGGGUGCCACCAUUAAGCUGUCCAAAUCCAAAGACUUCUACCCCGGAACAACUGAACGAGUCUGUCUGAUACAAGGUACUGUCGAAGCCCUCAAUAGCGUCCACAACUUCAUUGCAGAGAAAGUCCGCGAGAUGCCCCAGAGUGCCCAGAAACCAGAACCUGUCAGCAUAUUGCAACCACAGACGACGGUUAACCCUGACCGCGUUAAACAGGCCAAAUUGAUUGUACCCAAUAGCACCGCAGGGCUGAUCAUUGGUAAGGGUGGUGCCACAGUGAAGGCGGUGAUGGAGCAGUCGGGAGCUUGGGUGCAGCUCUCUCAGAAGCCGGAGGGCAUCAACUUGCAGGAGCGGGUGGUGACCAUCAGCGGAGAGCCAGAACAGAACCGUAAGGCUGUGGAAAUCAUUGUGCAGAAAAUCCAGGAGGACCCUCAGAGCAGCAGUUGCCUGAAUAUCAGCUACUCCAACGUCUCGGGUCCAGUGGCCAACUCCAACCCCACCGGCUCCCCUUACGCCAACACAGCCGAGGUGCUGCCCAACGCAGCCGCAGCAGCUGCCACUGCCUCCAGCCUUCUGGGUCAGGCCGGAUUGACAGGAAUGGGUGCCUUCCCUGCCGCCAUGUCCAGUUUCUCUGGCAACGAUCUGCUGGCCAUCACCUCAGCCCUGAAUACACUGGCUAGCUAUGGCUACAACACUAACACCCUGGGCCUGGGUCUCAACCCCGCAGCUGCCUCUGGAGUCCUCGCUGCAGUGGCAGCUAGUGCCAACCCAGCUGCUGCCGCUGCAGCUAACCUACUGGCCUCCUACGCUAAUGAUGCCUCCAGCAGUGCCGGCCACCCCGCUACAGGCCUCGGUGGGUUCUCCCUGGGCUCGCUAGCAGCUGCUACUGGAGCUUCCAACGGUUACCUAAAUGCUUCAUCCCCAUUGAUGGCUUCCUCCCUGUUGGCAACAGAAAAGUUGGCAGACGGAGCCAAGGACGUGGUUGAAAUUGCUGUGCCCGAGAAUCUGGUGGGCGCCAUUUUGGGGAAAGGAGGGAAAACACUGGUAGAGUACCAGGAGCUGACAGGAGCCCGCAUCCAGAUCUCCAAAAAAGGAGAGUUCAUUCCAGGUACUCGGAACCGUAAAGUUACAAUAACAGGGUCGCCGGCCGCUACACAAGCAGCGCAGUAUCUGAUCAGCCAGCGGAUCACGUACGAGCAGGGCGUGCGCGCUACCAACCCACAGAAGGUGGGCUAAAACGAAAGCGAAGACAAAAGAAGGAAAGGAUGAAGACAGAGAAUAGAAAGGAAUUAAGAGAGUCAAGAAGAAUAGAAAAAAAGAAAUGUCCAAAUAUAUGUUCAAUAUUUCAGUAUCAAACGAGAGAAUUACAAAGGAGGAGGUGGGGGGAGACAACCAAGAUAAGUGUGUGUGAUUUGUGAGUGUGUUUUUAGGACAGAAGUCCUGAUGUUUUUUAAAAGUUUGUGUCAAGUCCUUUUGACAAUGGUGAUCAGAGUAAGCUGAACUGGUCCACUGCCAAGUUGCAGAUUCAGGAGUGAGGCUGCGGAGUCUCACCCUCCUCUAAAACCUCAUUACUGUUUUCAUUUUGUUCUUUUUUUUUUUUUUUUUUUUUUGUUUUUUUUUUUUUUUGUUGGAUUUAAGUCGGUUUGAGACCUCGGCUCCCGGUGAGCUGAGCGUAUCAGAUGAAGAUCCGGCCAGCUAAUAGAGCUGUUUUACAAACCUUGCUCUUUGUGUUCAAUGCAGAAGGCAUUGUUACCAAGGGAGAGGUUUUAUGACAAGCACCUGAGCUCAUCUCAGCUAUUUAGGGCAGCAAUCCAAGUAUAAUUUCUUUACAAGCAAACAAAAGCGCAUCUAUGUUGACGUGUGUCGAAUUCUAGCUCAUUUCAUGACUGAAAUGACAAAAAAUUUGGGUAUUUUAUAUUUUCAUCCUUUAACUUAUUGACAUAGUCUCAUUCAAACACAAGUAGAUUAUUUAAACCUGCGAACGCAGGUUGAUCUGAAUGUAAAAACAAUUUUAGCCUGUUGCUAUUUUUUUAAUUUUUUUUUCCUUUCCAGGGAUCAAACGUUGUGUUGCAGUGAAAGAAAUGUAUAACUCAAACCCAGUCUGAACUGUGCUCUUGCCGUCUGCAGGUAUAGUUCAGGGGUUGAAGAAUCAAUGCGAGAGGACAGAGGAGACACACAGGAAUGUAUAAUCUAUAUUUUAACACAGACACACAUAGAGAACGCUCCCACAAACGCACAAACACUAGAACAUCAUUUCAUAUUCAGCCACUGCUACAAACACAAAGAAAUAUGUUGUUGACGAACCCUUUCUUGGUGCUAUAGGCUUAGAUUUGUACCUCCUGUACCGUGGAAUUCAAACGUUUCCACAACUUGAGUUUUUACUUGAUUCGAAGUAGCCGUCGUGUUGUCCAGCCAUUGGUAGCCCACUGGAUCUGACCCGGCUUCUUACCUAAUGACAAUUGAUUGAAUUCAGAAUAUUUUGUGAGUCAAAGCAGUCCGGCUGUUCUAAUAUGAGUCCAUUGUUUUAUAACACAAGCCGAACAUCCUGCAGUAGAUAACACCUGACAUACUUAUUUGCCUUAGCCAGACAUUCGUGACACCCAAGAAUUAUCUACAGGCUCAGACUUCCUGGAAGCAGUGGCAGUUCGCGAAGAGAACAAAAGCACUACAAAAGCAUUUUUUUUAUAAGAAGAGCUGUAAGAACCUACAUCUGUGAACAAAGAAGCUAUUGCCUUUUCUGUAAGGGUACCAAAUAGUCCCAACGUGGAGCAGAAAGCGAAGUUUUGGAGUCACUUUUCUGUGAGAAAUGCUUCCUAAUUGACAUGCCGACAAGAGAAAUUUCUGCAGCUCACUUAAGCAGAAUAUUAUUGUUCCCAACGUACGUUAAUGCUCGAGUGGAGCAUAUAAUGAAACGUGACGUGUUUUUUGGAUUGUUGUCUUUUAUUGCCACUUUGCUUGUCUUGACAGUGGCAGGCCAAAUGUCUGAAGCACUCCAAGAUUACUUUGCAUCUGACCCCCUCUGUGCUGCUAUCCAUAGCGUUCAUCCUGAGUCUGCUGGCUCUCUAAAGACUGCACUGUGAGGCAUUUAGACCGCAAUGUAAAGUGUGUCUGUCCUGCUAGGGGUGUGAAUACAUCUUUAUAUGCACAUUUAUGUCACAAGAUCAAAACCAAUCUGCAGAGCCGGCCCAACGCUCCAAACAUGGCCAUCUUGUCUCUAUUAGGUUAGCAUAUCAAGGACAUGCCAAUUUUUUAAAAAGACGUUAGCAUAUAGCCUCCAUCCCAAGUUUCUUUGACAAACCUUUAUCCAAGGGCAUAGCCUAAGUAAACUACGUAGAGCUCCAAGGCCAGCAGGGGGCCCCAGAGAGCACUUGACUUCUCAAAGCGUCAAAUAUGCAUCAGUGUUUAGAAAGCAUAUGUCUAUCUUUAACGUCGCUCAGAAGAUUUAGCAAUUUCUAAAAGAGUUUUAAAUUCUUUUAAAAAUUUAAAUUAAAUGUUGUCUUUAAAAAAAUGUAUUUAUUUUUAUUUUUAAGAUCUGGCAAAUGUAGUAACUGAAGUCAUGUGGAGAGAAAUGGUCUUUGAUUCCAGCAGUAGUCCUGGAACGCAAUUAUUCAAAUUAAUUGGAAGUUUUCUAAUUAAUGUUGAUUAAUCUAUUUUUUUUAAUCAGCGAUACUUGGCAAGUUUGUCAAUCCUAAUUGAUUUUGGCUCAUGACUAAAUCAGUGAGUAGAUUUCUACAUGUUUUAAGUGAUCAGGUCAGAUAUAGAUUUGCUUUCUUUGGCUCUGAAGUCUAGGUGUAGGCUGUACACAACCAUGUUCUUGUUUCAGCUGCCUUUGUGGGGGAAAAAACCAAAAUAUUUCCGCCCAACAAACCAAGCCAAGUCCUCCAUCACUGUUCACCAAGCUCACACAUGUCCUGUUCAUUGACUUUAGACUUAAGGUGCAUUACUGCCUCCUACUGGGCUGGAGGGUGUGGAACAGUUUUACCAAUGUGCCAAAAACUUAAGAGAACUGCAAUUAAUGCAGUCGUUUUUUUUUUACCCACAAUUUUGUCUAUGUUUAAUUAAUCAGAAUUAAUACGAUUAAGUUCUAGUUAAUGGUCUUAAUGCUAGUUUUUUUUUUUUUUUUGUUCAUUUUUUUCUUUGUCCUGCUUUUGUCUACGCUGGUGCCUAACAGACAAAUAAUGUGAAUAAAGCAAAUAAUUUGAAGGUCGAGUGAAACACACUCUGUGAUUAAGAAGUAACUGUUGUCUUAUUACUAAAGAAUGAACAAGAAAACAAUCAAGCUUGGGCAGUUUAAAGAGGCGUUACUGGUGCCUUGGUGGAGGGGCUUAACUGGAAUCGGGCCCCAAAUGAAAUUCUGCUUGGGGCCCCGUACGGUCUUGGGCCGGCUCUGCCUUACUGUACCAACAGAGAGGAUUUCUCCACACAUGUAUUUAUUACACCUGCGUCUUUUGACUUUUUUUUCCCCUUUACUAAAUUUACCCAUCUAAUACCGACCCAAACUGAACCUCCCCGGUCGUCGUACGUCCGCCUCCCUGUUGCUCUAAGGGACAUUUCCGAUAUAGUCGCCAUCAAGCCAAGCUCUGUGAUCAGCUUCCUUAAUGCAAAGCUGUGAGGGUUGGUGCUGAGUUGUGUGAAAGAAAUUCAGACGUUCCCAGUUUUCAGGAGAAUCUGAUGAAUGGACGUUUUUGUUUUUGACGAAUCGUGUGUGGAAGAAAAAAAAAGAGAGAGAGAGAAGUAAGCAGAUUUCAAACUACUUUCAAGCAACUCUUUGUGUGUCAACAUUCUGCGUGGCAAUACAAGCGGUGGGCCUUUCUUCCCAGCUCACGUCUCUUCCUUUCACUCUGUGCUUGGAAGGACUCACAGUCAUCCAUAACUACAAUCUGGCCACCUGUGAAAUCAUUGCAUAAGCGAACCUUUUACUGCCCGAGAUUUUAGCAUAUAAUAAGAUAAAAGCACAAAACAAGGGGGUGUUUUAUCAAUGCAACUGGACUGUUGGACUCCAGAGAGCUUCUCCUUCAGAGCUCCCUGAUCCAUACAUUGUGCCAAAAUCCGUUUCCUCUCCCUCCCAUUAACGUUCCUCUUCCUCCCGAUGUUUUCGUUCCCCUGCACGCCCUCCCGUCUGCGUUCUGAGGCUCCUCCUGCGUCCCCAAGCCGCCUCCGUCUGUCCGUCCUUCCCUCCUUACACUGUGCUCUCCCCCUCUUUCUCCUUCCUCUUGUCUUGUCGUCUCAUGGGCGAUGUGUUGGACGCGCCGUGGGUGGGAGUUAUGCACUACGGGGUUGUAGGGGUAUGAAAAUGUUUUCCCAGGCCGCAGAGUUCACAAGGCUAAAAAUGCACAGAAAAACACCUGCCUCCAAAACUGUGACACCCACCGAGACCAACCAGCAAACGUUAGCUCAAAAGUGUCAAUUUUUUUUUUUCCUCAGCGGGAAGAACGAAGAAAGAUUUUGUGGGUUGGGGGGAAUAGGUUUGGCCUUUUAAAAGGAAGGAAAAAAAUUUUAGUUUGUUUUUAUUUUUAUUUUAUUUUAUUUUUUUCAAAACUAAAAGGCAAAUCUUGGCAGAACGAAUAUCAAUCCGAUGGCCGAGCUCGAGCUCUAAACAAAAAUAUUUCGGACAGAAUGCAUAAGACACGCGAGAGAGAGAGAGCAACGUGGGAACUUGUUUGUGACCUCAAGCCGAAACAGUGACAUCCUUUAUGCAUAUCCUGUUAUCUGAAAAAUGACUAGAGCUCAUUUCUGUGGAAUACAAUAUGUCACGUCAUAUGAUCUAUAUGUACUUUAUUGUAGCUAUUCUAGUUUGUAGUCCAAAUGCAGUCCAGCGUUGUCAAUACAAUGUGAAAACUAUGUUAUAUUUGUGUGGAUGAUGAGAGUGCCAACUAAGCCUGACUAAGAUUAGCUUCGCAGUUUGUUUGUGCAUUAUGAUGCCUCAUCAUCGAGCGGCGGUGUCCAUAUUUCUGUCACUGAUGAUUUAGUUUGACAGUAAGAAAAAUGUUAAGAAUAUUGGAAGCAAUAUAGUAGCAUGUUGUCCUGUUUUGUGUUUUAUGUCUGUUGUAUGAACCUUUGAAAUUACUAAGAUUUUGAAUGAAUAGGUUUACAUGUACUUCUUUUUGUAAGUUAUGAAAAUGCUGCUAUUUGAUAAGUAAACUAUACAAAAAUAUUUUAGUGGAAAAGAUGUCUGGUCUGUUGAUUAGAGCUCCGACGGGGUGGAGCGUUAAGCCGAGGUGUAUAGAGCGCUAUACAGUAUUGGUAAGAUAGUAAAAGUAAUAAAUAAUAGACUCCAUAGUAUGACCUGUGCCAAACUAGACCUCCGCAGCUUCUGAAUUUGUAGAUGUGCGAUCAAAUGUUAGAUAUCAAUAACUUGUUUAGAAGUGCUGAUCAAGUGCCAAUCAAACACUUAUCUUUUAAGUUAAGAAAAGAUAAUCAAACGCAUUACUUAAGAAAACAAAGGACAAAGAACUUUUUUGUGCAUUGUUUUAUCCCAUAGGUACAUAGAGUAAGAGUUAAAGGUUGUGAUUUUUAUGGAUCCAUGUUGUUUUACACUCCAUGCAUCCCUCGUGUGUUCGUUUGACCUGUGGCUUAAGUACCGCUGUUUUUUCUCACAAAUGUCUCUAUAGGCCAGCAUGGACUAAGCAUAACAUGUUAUAAGCAUCCAUAACAUAGCCAUUAACAAUCAAACGAUGUGUUUGUGGAGUUCGGUGUUAUCUUUUUUGCACGUCUUCUAUUGCAUGGUAUCAAAGUAAAAAUUAUGGAGGAAAAAAAAGAAAAAAUGGGGGGGUAAAAAAAAAAAAGUCUAAAAAUUUUGCGAGGAGUCUCGCAACAUUCAGAGACAUAAACGCUGCAUGCAGUCAAAUGUAUAUCUCUUUGAGUUGAACUCACCUCAUGUUAAAACUGUUGGAUCCUUAUGUUGUGAGUUGGGAGGGAGCUCAUUAUCGUCAUGUUGGCCCAAAAAAAAAAA
Molecule: messenger RNA, 7730 nt
Organism: Poecilia latipinna (sailfin molly)
Lineage: Eukaryota; Metazoa; Chordata; Actinopteri; Cyprinodontiformes; Poeciliidae
Gene: nova1
Product: NOVA alternative splicing regulator 1
Exons: 4
Coding region: 680-2014 (444 amino acids)
Molecular function (GO): RNA binding
Source: RefSeq, a predicted model, not a curated record